Drosophila biarmipes is the source of this 1557-nucleotide messenger RNA. RefSeq names its product E3 ubiquitin-protein ligase TRAIP. The transcript is spliced from 7 exons. Gene Ontology annotation, molecular function: zinc ion binding. The coding region runs from base 88 to 1392 and encodes 434 amino acids. NCBI's taxonomy places the organism in Eukaryota, Metazoa, Arthropoda, Insecta, Diptera, Drosophilidae. The record is from RefSeq and is a predicted model, not a curated record.
UGGUUUCGUUGGGCGCGCAAACCGUGCGGCGUGCAUUUUUUGUUGUUGUUUUGUAAUAACUGUUUUUAUGUAGUUAAUUGUGCCAAAAUGUUGAACUUAAACUGCGUAAUUUGCGCCGAGUUGUUUGGACAGGCCGACGAGGUGUUUGCCACUGUUUGUGGGCACAUGUUCCACCACAGUUGCCUCAACCAAUGGCUCGAUCGAUCGAAGACCUGCCCCCAGUGCCGCAAUAAGUGCACAACUCGCAACAUAUUUAGGGUCUACUUCAACUUGGCCAACUUGGAUGUGAGUCGCAUCGACGUGGGCUCCCUGCAGGAGCAGCUGGACAACGCCAAGUUGUCCAUGAAGAUGAUCGAAAAGGAGCGCAGCAAGGAUGAGCAGCAGAUGCGGAAUCUCAAAGAGACGCAAAAGAAGUGCCUGAAAACCAUAGCUGGUCUGGAGCAGAAGGUGCAGAAGAAGGAGUUCCUCAUCAGCAGCUAUGCCGAGCAGAUCAGCAUCCUCAAGAGCGAUGCGCAAGUGGUGGAUGGCUUGCGCAAGGAGAACAAGUCCCUGAAGUCACAGAUCCAGGCCAUGGAGGGCGUGUCGGCCAUUCUGGCGGCUGGCUCGGCGGAUGCCGAGCGCCUGCUCAAGAACGAGGCCGAUCCCCACGUCCUGGCCAACUGGGUGUCCACACUUAAGCGGGAGCUGCGCCAAUGCGAGAGCAAGAAGACGGAACUCAGGAACGUGGUCAAACUGGUGCAAAAUGAUCUGCGCAAGGAGAUCGAACUAAAGCGCAAGUUGGAGGAGCGUGUUUCCCACCUGGAGAGCGAUCUUUACCAGGCACAGGAGAAGCUUCAAUCUCUGGAGAGCAAGACCAUUUGCCUGGACUCUCCCAAUGCUUCUUGUGGCCUUAAUAGCAACAUUCUGGCCCUAAAGCGGGAGCAGAGGCGUAGCACCAUAUCUCCCACUGUUAAGGAGAAUAUCAAGCGGAUCGAAGAGUCCACCUCCCCGUAUCUCAACAUCAAAUCUAGCAGCGUGGGCUUGGCCCAUCUCCUGAAUACCAAGGGUAACAUCGGGCUGGCCAAGUCCAAAAUUUCUCCCAUUAAGGGAGUGGGCGGUGUGAGUAUGACCAGCGGGACCAUACGGAAAACCACCAGUGAUCUCAGCGAAAAGUACUCAAUUUUCAAGAAGCCGCGUCUGCUGCUGGGCAGCUCGAGCAGCACUGGCUUGGCGGCCACCACAGGGUCCAACUUUGUCUACAACGGAAUGGGCGGCUCCGAGAAGAUCGAUCCCUUCGCGCAGCGCGCCGAGGAAGAGGGUCCGUCCAGUGGCAGACCCUCAGCCGUUCUCUCCCGGAAUGUCAACCAGCGCCUUAAGGCCGGCUCCCUGCGGAACUUCAACCUGGGCAAAUAAGUCCACAGCCAUGUGAUUAUAUGAGACUGCCCCAGUUGGGUAUUAGCGUGCGAUUGCUAUUGAGGAUUGCCGAUUUUGUUAGCCAAUGCAUGAGUUAGGCACUAGUAAUAAGUUAGCGGUUAAUAUAUAAAAAAUACAAAAGGCAAGUGUGCGAUCAGGCAGCAA